UCGACUCUCAAAUUCAUGACUGCGCAUUUCUGCUCGGAGACGCUCCGGUCCCGGUCAGGAGAGGAGAAGAACCAGCCGGCGGAGGGACUCAUGGGGAGUGUUUUUUGAAGGACGGUGAACCAGAUGUCUUUUCCCAACCGUCCGGGCCGCCUGUGUUCGUGCUUUAGCGGAGCUGGACGCGCCGACCUGAACGACAACAGCAUCGCCGUACCGUUGCUAACGUUACCCAGCGGCGGCCAACAUGGCUGAGGAUGACAGCGAAUGGGUGGUGGAGAGCAUCGUGGGCUACCUGGGAAGUCCCGAGUGGGUCAUUCCUGUCACGGACUUUAUGGAAAACAAAUGCACAGUUUUCGAUGAUGAAGAUGAAAACAAGUUGUCCUACACAGAGAUCCAUCAGCAGUACAAGCGGCUGGUGGAGAAGCUGCUGGAGACUUACAUGCAGGAGGUUGGCAUCAACGAGCAGCAGUUUCUGGAUGCGUGCACCUCUCCUUUUGCCAGAUCCAAAACUUUGCAGUCGGUGUUCCAGCCAGUCCUGGCUACAGAUGACUUCCAGAUGUUUCGCUCACUGAUGGUCCAGAAGAACAUGGAGCUGCAGCUUCAAGCUCUCAGAGUCAUUAAAGAAAGGAACGGCGCUCUCCCAGAGUGUCUGACUGAUGGUGCCGACGUGAUGUCAGAGUUGCAGCAGGAAGAGAUGAAAAUCCUGCAGGAGGUUCUCAAAAAGUCCAAAGAGGAGUAUGAUGAGGAAAUGUCCAGGCGGAUGCUAUUAGAGGAAGAGGUUGGCUCCACCUCCAGCAGCUGCUCUGAUAAGCCAGUGGCUGAGAGUGAUGAAGCCCAGAAUACCACCUCUGCUCCCAGCCAACAGAGCCACGCUGCCAAGGUCAACAGCAGCCCUGUUAGAAAAGAAGGGAGCAAGACGGCUGCUUCAGGAGGUGGAGGGGAGAAAAAUGCAGCUAAGAGCAGCUCUUCUUCUAAACCCGCAACAGAUUGUGGCAGUAACGGUGUGGAGUCCAGAGUCCUUCCAGCAGUGAGAGCUCCAGUGAAGCCCAGUGAGCCCUGCAUCAGCAACAGUCCUCAUACCAAGGAGCAGAGCGGCGGCAGCCAGACGACAGCCGAGACGUGGCUGGAGGAGGCUCACAGGGAGGCCGGCUUCUCUAAGCCAUAUACUGUGAGUCC
Molecule: messenger RNA, 1173 nt
Organism: Stegastes partitus (bicolor damselfish)
Lineage: Eukaryota; Metazoa; Chordata; Actinopteri; Pomacentridae
Gene: cfap36
Product: cilia and flagella associated protein 36
Exons: 8
Cellular component (GO): axoneme; ciliary base
Source: RefSeq, a predicted model, not a curated record